Molecule: messenger RNA, 1588 nt
Organism: Trichoplusia ni (cabbage looper)
Lineage: Eukaryota; Metazoa; Arthropoda; Insecta; Lepidoptera; Noctuidae
Product: transcription initiation factor TFIID subunit 7-like
Exons: 1
Coding region: 151-1359 (402 amino acids)
Biological process (GO): RNA polymerase II preinitiation complex assembly; transcription initiation at RNA polymerase II promoter
Cellular component (GO): transcription factor TFIID complex
Molecular function (GO): RNA polymerase II general transcription initiation factor activity
Source: RefSeq, a predicted model, not a curated record
CAUUAUUUAUAAUUGUCAGAAAUUUGGUUCAUCCAUCUGUGACAUGUUUACAGUAAAGAAGAGAAAAGUUUUGUGAAAUGAAUCAAUCAUUUAUUAAUUAAACAAAUAAGUUUAUAUGUAGUGUUACAAAAGAUCUAAGACAAAACAACAAUGAAUCGAGAUAAAAGAGAGCCGGAGUAUCCGACGGAGCUGGAGUCCCAGUUCGUGAUGCGUCUGCCCGAGGAGCCUGCUAAAGUGCUGAGAGAGGUUUUGAAGUCCGGAGAGAAUUUGAAGAACCGCCUCACGAUCCAGAUUGAAAAUGACAUGAGACAGGGGGAAGUGCGGUUCGAUCACUGGCUGAUGCACGCCAAGAUCGUAGACCUCCCCGCCAUCAUCGAAUCUUUAAAAACAAUCGACAAUAAGAGCUUCUAUAAAACAGCAGAUAUCUGCCAAAUGAUGAUAUGCAAAGAAGAACCUGACCUACCGUCAACAGAGGAAGAAUCACCUGCUAAAAACAAGAAGAAGGACCCUUACAAAGUAGAUAAAAAGUUCCUCUGGCCUCAUGGUAUCACACCACCUACUAAGAACGUGCGUAAACGAAGAUUCAGAAAAACUCUGAAGAAGAAAUAUGUGGAAGCACCAGAGAUAGAGAAAGAAGUGAAGAGACUGCUCAGGGCUGACAAUGAAGCUGUCAGUGUCACCUGGGAAGUCAUAAAAGAAGAGGAUGAUCACCCCAAACAAGACAGUGCCCCUGUCAAUGUUAAGCCUGAGAAGAAGCCUAAAGCAGAACGUAAUCCUAAGCGAGAGUCUGUGUCUGUUGAUGUUUCUAACCAUGAGUCCUCUAAUGUUGUAGACAUAUUUGGUGGAGCCGUGAGUGACUCUGAUCUUGAAGAUGACAACAUUAAUGUGGAAAUGGAAGACUCUCGUCUCUCAGCAUAUGACAGUCGCCUCUCAGACACUAAUUCCAUGCAUGGAGAGGGUUCAUCAAAGAGGGAGGCAUUACCAACACAAUUUGGAUCACACAUGUUCCAGUCCCGGCAGGAUCUUGGGCCCAAGUCUUUCCCUGGUCAUAGCAGAGCUACAACACCAGCAGCAUCAGGGAUGUCAAAAAGUGGGGGUCUCUCAUCAGAGGAUGAUGGUGACUACCAACCUAGAGACAUGUCUAAGGACAAUAUGACGUUAAGGAUCGAGCAGUUGAGGGCUGAACUUGAGGAGUUGAAGCAGCGCAGGCAGAGGACACAGCAUGAGAUAGCAGGGAUGGAGAACUUAGCUCUAAGACAGAGAUUUCAGGAUAUCCUACACACUCUCAACCAGGACAUCAUGUACAAAGAGAUGGAGUAUCAGGGCCUUAUCACACUUCAGAACUCAGAAGAUAUCUAGUAGUAACUUUUGUUAGAUAUAUGAAAAUUAUAUCUAACAACAUUUUUUUAAGUUUUAAACUAUGUGGGUAUGAAUGGCUCAGUUACAUAGACUAUAUAAUAAUUAAGGAUGCAUAUUAUGUUGAAUUUAACCAUAAUAUACCAAUUUCUGUGUAUGUUCCUCACUUAAAUUGAAUGUAAUCAUUAGUAACACUUUGUAGUUUAUAAAUAAAUACAUGUAUGUUAUGAAU